AUGAUCGCCAUUGGCACCGGCGGCGCGACGAAGAUCGGCAAGGCCACAUACGUCGACCGCAGACGGAUGGAGGUCCAGGUGCAGUGGCAGCGAGUGCCCGGCGCGUUCUCGAACCACUUCUCCGUGCAUGCCGUCGGCGCGAAGACGCCGAAAAAGAGGCGCAUCCGCAAAGCCACUGACGCGGCGCUCGAGGAGCUCAUCGUGGACGUGCUCGGCACCCUCGCGCCAACCAUCGUCGCGACGCUGGUCGCCUACAAGGCCACCUUCUCCGCCGCGAGCUGGGCACGCUCCGUGGAGCGCCUUGAGAGGAAGGGCCUCACCGACAGCGCCGGCGGCGUGCGGUCCUCCAUCACGCUGGACGAGCUCGGGAAAGUGUCGAUCGACGGGCUGGGCGGGCACGGCUUCGGCCGCCUCGCGUGCAUCAACGGCAACAAGUCGGAGAAGCGGACGGCUACAGCUACUGCCGCUUUGAUCAAGGCCGUCAUCGCGGCGCAGCUCAAGCACAACGCCACGGUGGUUGAGGACAAGCGCGUGCAGCCGCUCGUCGCCACAAAGAAGUACACGUACCGGCAGCUCGCCUCCGCGCGCCGGCAGCUCACCCGCCUCUCGGCCGCGCCCGUCUCUGUGGCCGUCCUCGUCGCCUUCAACACCGAGGCGGACACGCACAACGCCUCUGCGCCCAAGGGGAAGACGGUGGCGCGGUUCGACGUGAAGGGCACCUACACGAUCACGCAGCUCGCCAAGGCGCGCGAGCAGCUCACCCUCGCAACGAAGCGCGUCGCCUCGGGUGAAAGUGCGCUUGUCGAGCUGCUGGAGGAGAAGCUGACGGAGCGCGACGCGGCAGGAGCGCUGGUCUUCCGAUGCCGCGGCGGCGGCCCUCAGUGUGGCGGCCCUGACUGGGCGCGGCUCGGCAAGGACAAGUCGAUCGCGGUAUACGUGAAGCAUUGCGCAUCAGCAAAGGCGAUGGUCCAAUACCUCUCCCGCCACUGCAAAUCGUAUCCUGAUCUGGCCGCCCACGUCGACGUCUUCACCGCAUCUUGGGAGGCCCUGCAGAGCGAGAUGUACUUCGCCAUUGCGGGCCUCGUCGAUCAGCUCUCUCUCGGUAAGGGCGUGAUGCGACGCCAGGACUGGGAGGCGGCGGUAGCCGAGGUGGCCAAGGUGCCCGGCCACUGCCUCGCCGGCCUGAGCGCACCGCAGCUGCAACGCCGCUGGUCUCGCCGAGCGGGCUUCAGCUCGGACACGUCCUCCGGCACUGGCACCUUCGCGCUCAUCCUCGCAGCAGAGCUGACACCGGCGCCGCCCGAGCGGCGACAUCUCAUCAAGAUUGCGCCCGAGGCGACGGACGCAUGCGGCGGCACCAUCUGGUACGACCACACGGACGGCGUCCUGUUCAACUCGGGCGAGGUUGCAGCGCAAGACGUGUCCGUGCGAGUCGGCGAGAGGAUCCAGGCGCGGCCGUCCUCACCAUCGGGCCCUCCACCCGCCGCGUACGUCCUCGUGCGCCGAGCGGCUGACAAGCCGACGCAAGGCGCCAAGCGCGCAAGAGGCGCGGACAAGCCGCAGCAGGACACCGAGCGCCCCUCGAGCAGCGGAGAUGGGGCGACGGGCAAGCGUCCGGCGCGCAAGACUGCAGUCAAGGCCAGAGCGGAAGAGGCGGGGGGCUCGGAGGCGGCGCCCUCGAGCCAAACCAAGCCGCCGCAGGAGCCGACUGGUGGCAGCACCGCAAGCCCCGACGCGAUGGACAUGGAGGUGGCGGAGGCCGCGCCGGACGGACUCCCCUCGGCUGAGCCGGCCGAGGGUGCGGACGCGGAGGUGGUGAACGUGCAGCUCGACCAGGCUGACAGCGCCGCGGCAGCCGACAUCGACAUGGAGGUGGCGGAGGACGCGCCGGCCGAGGACGCGCAGGCCGGGCUCCCCUCGGCUGAGCCGGCCGAGGGUGCGGGUGUCGAUUGGCAGCCCCGCCCAAACCGCGGGAACGUACUCGCUGCUGCUGUCAUGGGGCGUGCUUACGAGGAGAUGAGGCGUGGGCAGCACACCCAGGCGCGGCAGAGUAUCCAGCUCGCCCUGACGCACGACGCGUGGCACCCGGAUGCUCGCCGAUUGGCCCGGGCCUUGCGAGGGCUCUUGGUACUGGUUCGCGAAAGCAAGUGCGAGGGCGCCCCGUCGCGGAUCGGGAUCCCGAUGGACGGCUCGCCCGUCGCCGUCGGCCGCGGGGUCCGCAUCGAGGGCGUGCCGUGGAACUGGACGUCGACCAUCAGCCGCUCCCACGCGGAGCUACGCGUGGGAGCCUACUGGGAUGUGGAGAUCGCCGACGGCGGCUUCCAUGCGGAGGACAGGUGCUCGCUGCACGGCAUCACAGUGAAUGGCGUGCGGGUGCCGGGUCGACCGCGCCGACCGGCCGACGGCCCCAAGCCGGCGCCGACCGUCGUCCCGGAGGGCGCCGUGGUCGAGUUCGGAGGGCUCGGCCACUGUGUCUACCGGCUCAUGCGUGUGGAGUGA
Molecule: messenger RNA, 2499 nt
Organism: Emiliania huxleyi CCMP1516
Lineage: Eukaryota; Haptophyta; Isochrysidales; Noelaerhabdaceae
Exons: 3
Coding region: 1-2499 (832 amino acids)
Molecular function (GO): protein binding
Source: RefSeq, a predicted model, not a curated record